GAACCUAAGGUUCGGUACCGAACCUACUCCUUGGUUGCACAGAUAUUUAUUCAUUCUUCUUCACACAUAAACCAGAAAAUUUUGAAAAAGUCACGCACCUUCUCCUGAUUUCCGGCGCCGAAUCACCGUCAGAUCCGGUAAUUUUAAUCUAGACAUGGCCGAUAACGUCGCCGGUGAUCAUGAGCACGAACCAUCGUUCGUUGAAUCAGUGAAGGAGAAGAUAUCGGAAACGUUUCACAAUGAAGAUUCUUCUUCGUCGGAUUCUGACGACGGCAAGAAGAGCGCCUCUGUGUCCGAUGUCAAGGACAAGAUUUAUCGCCUAUUCGGGAGGGAGAGGCCUGUACACAAGCUCUUAGGAGGCGGCAAACCUGCUGAUAUAUUUCUGUGGAAGGACAAGAAGGUUUCUGCUGGCGUGCUCGGUUUUGUUACUUUGAUAUGGGUGCUUUUCGAAUUGGUUGAGUAUCACUUACUUUCACUAGUAUGCCAUACUCUAAUAUUAGUUCUGGCAGUCCUUUUCCUGUGGUCAAAUGCAGCCAGCUUCAUCAACAAGUCUCCUCCUAAGUUCCCAGAAGUCGCCCUCCCAGAAGAUAUUGUUCUCGGUGUGGCCUCUGCCCUUAGGGUUGAAGUCAAUAAUGCUCUAGAGAUCCUUCGAAAUAUUGCUUCAGGGAAAGACUUGAAGAAAUUUCUUGCUGUGGUUGCUGGUUUGUGGGUGCUUUCAAUUGUGGGGAGCUGCUGUAACUUUUUGACCUUGUUCUACAUAAGCAUUGUUCUGCUGCACACGGUACCCUAUCUAUACGACAGAUAUGAGGACAAGGUUGAUGCUUUUGCUGAGAAAGCAGAGGCCGAGAUCAAGAAGCAGUAUGCGGUAUUCAGUGUGAAGGUUUUGAGCAAGAUCCCAGUAGGGGCAUUGAAGGCCAAGUUUGCAUAGAAGACGGUUGGACACUGCGACUAGUCUCAGGCGUGUCUUGGCUUUUGUUUGUUGUGAUAUUUUUAUAAACUAGAAAACCCUAUUCUCUCAUUGAUUUCCUGAUACAUUUGGGUGAAUCCAUGAUGAUAAUUUAAACAAAUUCAGUUAUCAUGUAAUGUUUAAAUCCCCUUUACACUGCAGCUGGUUUUGGCCAGUUGAGUUUUUUGAAACCUAUGAGUGGAAGGGGGAUAUAAUUUUGUAUUCUACUAGUUGUCCAAUCUAAAUGGCAUUGUUUCAUUGAUCAUUUUCAAAC
Molecule: messenger RNA, 1220 nt
Organism: Cynara cardunculus var. scolymus (artichoke)
Lineage: Eukaryota; Viridiplantae; Streptophyta; Magnoliopsida; Asterales; Asteraceae
Product: reticulon-like protein B4
Exons: 5
Coding region: 155-928 (257 amino acids)
Source: RefSeq, a predicted model, not a curated record